This is a messenger RNA of Meloidogyne enterolobii, 621 nucleotides long. The record is from the annotation of a GenBank genome assembly. Lineage: Eukaryota; Metazoa; Nematoda; Chromadorea; Rhabditida; Meloidogynidae.
AUGUAUUUUAAAAUUCGUGAUCUAACAACAUUAACAAUUCUGUCAAUUUUUGGGAGCGUGUUUUUGAGUGCUCAUCGAACACAGCAUUGGCUAAAUAUGUUCAUAAUUUUACUCUUCCUUUUUAUUCUUCCAAUUUGUAUUGCUAUAGCUAGUCGUGAUUCAUCAGCUCGUCAAGUACUUCGAUAUGGAUGGUCACCAAUUAUAUUUUCUAUGAUGAUUAGUAGCAGUGGUGGUUUUGUAUUGGAAAGAGCUGUCAUGAACUUUCAACAAAUGCCUCUCUAUCAGCCUGUUAUGAAUGGCGUUGGUGGAAAUUUAGCAGCCGUUGCAGCUUCAAAACUUUCAACUUUUUAUCAUCAAUGUUCAACAAUUGGAACACUUCCAUUUGAUUGGACAAUAAAAAGAUUUUAUUCAUUUUCUCGUGCAUUUUUUUCUUCUGAUGAGGAUAGUCGCUCAGCUCGUGUUUUUCUUCUACUUUGCGUUCCUGGACAUAUUUUCUUUAAUUGGGUAAUUUCUUCAUUACAUGUACAUACUGGACAAUAUGUUCAAGGAUCGUUAUUCACUGCUUUAUAUUUGAGUGCUGCAUUGGCACAGGUGUGGUUUUAUUUAUUAAAAUAUUUUUGA